Molecule: messenger RNA, 657 nt
Organism: Penicillium waksmanii
Lineage: Eukaryota; Fungi; Ascomycota; Eurotiomycetes; Eurotiales; Aspergillaceae
Product: glycoside hydrolase family 11 protein
Exons: 3
Coding region: 1-657 (218 amino acids)
Biological process (GO): xylan catabolic process
Molecular function (GO): hydrolase activity, hydrolyzing O-glycosyl compounds
Source: RefSeq, a predicted model, not a curated record
AUGCCGUCUUUGACUUCCCUGCUCUCAUUCUUUACUCUGGCUGCUGGAGCCCUCAGUGCCAGCUCCGAGCUCUCCAAGAGAGAGACCUACACAUCCAGCUCAACUGGAACCAGCAAUGGUUACUACUACUCGUUCUGGACGGACGGCUCGGGCGACGUCACCUAUUCCAACGGCGCCGCUGGUGAAUACAGCGUGACUUGGACUGGCGACAAUGGGAACUUUGUCGCUGGAAAGGGAUGGAACCCUGGUGGCAGUCGUUCGGUGAGCUUCUCCGGCUCCUACAACCCCAGUGGAAACAGCUACCUCUCCGUCUACGGCUGGACCCAAGACCCCCUCAUCGAAUUCUAUAUCGUCGAAGACUUUGGCACCUACAACCCAUCUUCUGGCGCAACGAAGAAGGGCACCGUUACUAGCGACGGCAGCACUUACGAUAUCUACACCAGCGAGAGAGUCAACCAGCCUUCUAUUGAAGGUACUGCUACCUUCACCCAGUACUGGUCUGUUCGCCAGAACAAGCGUUCCGAGGGAACCGUCACUACUGGCAACCACUUCACUGCCUGGGAGAACCUGGGUAUGGAUAUGGGGUCGUUCAACUAUAUGAUUGUGGCUACGGAGGGUUACUUCAGCAGUGGUUCUGCUGAUAUUACCGUCAGUUAA